Molecule: messenger RNA, 3003 nt
Organism: Exophiala mesophila
Lineage: Eukaryota; Fungi; Ascomycota; Eurotiomycetes; Chaetothyriales; Herpotrichiellaceae
Exons: 5
Coding region: 1-1971 (656 amino acids)
Biological process (GO): DNA-templated transcription
Molecular function (GO): zinc ion binding; DNA binding
Source: RefSeq, a predicted model, not a curated record
AUGUGGACAGACUCUUGCGCUCCUGGCAGAGGGCUCCAAAAAGGCGAAGGAAAACUGGCGACACCUCUCAAGUUGAUUCCAGCUCCUCGAGAGGAAAUCAUCCCUCAUAUCCGCCAUUGUUCCCUGCGUCGGAAGACUUCUUCCACCAGCCAGCAAUCUUUCACUCGGAGCUCGACCCGCUUGUUGAGCAGGACAGUACCUUUUGGUGACCUCAACAUACCUCCGACAAACCAGACCUCCCGGCCAAAUGUGGUCUCUAGUUCGCUUCCGGGACAAGAGGGAUCCCCCCAGGCCACCGCCUCUGCAGCCUUUACCCCUCAAAGCGCUCCAACUAAAAAGGCCUCAACCGCAACCCCUACUGCCUCCCAUUCAGCGGUGAGCUAUCUAGGCGACACUGGGAUCCUGAAGAUCUUCGAGCUGGACACUCGCAGAAUCGCAGAAAGUGACCCAUGCACCAAUAAUACACAUUCAGCAUUAUCCGUCGAUGCAGAUCUACCACCGCUCGAACUGCAACAAAGCUUUGCCGAGACCUACUUCGACUAUUGUUGGACUUGGUGUCCUGUAUUCCACGCCGACCGCUUCUGGUCUGACCUAGACGUGCACCCUUCGCGUCUCUUGGUCAACGCAUUGGCUUUGUUAGGAACUCAGGUCCGUCCACCACUGAUUCAGCACGCCAAAGCUGCAGAUUAUUACAAUCGAGCCAAGUUGUUGUUCUACACCGAUGAAGAGAAUAAUCCCAUUACAUGUUUGCAGGCUAUAAUGCUGUUCUAUUGGUGGGCUCCGAGGGGCCCUUCACUUGUACACAAGGACGCCGCUUGGUGGUGGACUGGUGUUGCCAUCAAAUAUGCUCAACAGGUCGGCUUACACCGCGAACCAAGAAAACUAGAAGAUGUCGGUGGUCCGGCCAUGCAAGGGCAGCGGAGAAGAAUCUGGUGGACACUCUUCGCCCGAGAGCGAUUGACGAGCACCUGUCAAGGACGGCCUGUCACAAUUGACCCGGCAGAUUGCAACGUUCGCGAGCCAUCUUUAGAGGAUUUCACCCCGUCCGAGAUUGAAGACGGACGCGCAGACGUCUUUAUCCAAUGGGUUCGCCUCUGCACCGUUGUCGGCCGUGUCGGUCAACACAUUUCUCGCCAAUCAAGCCCACCAUCCUUUCCAACUCCUCUGGCUGAGGAACUUGUCCAGUGGGUUCAGAAUCUUCCUCCAAGGCUUCGUUUGCCAGAUACUUCAGAUCGCACUCGAAAGUUCGACCGGGACAUCCUGGCUCUACAUUUACCCUACCUCACCAUUGUGACCAUCCUACACCUGAGUUGGUCGUCUCAGAACCCAUCCCAAGCCUUACCAGAAGCCUACGCUGCUGCAGUUCUAUCGGCAUCCUGCACCACUCGCAUUUUCAAGGAUCUCCUUGCCCGGGGCGAGAUCCGCUUUCUCGGCGCCAUCGCCUGCUGGUACGUCGGGGUUGCCAUUGUAGCACUUCUGCACACGCAACGCCUGGACCAACUCGCCGAGUGCGGGGCUGAAGAUAUUCGUACACUCAAAGUUGCUCUGAAUGAGCUCGCAUCUCUGUGGCCAUCGACCGACAUUUUCGUCCAGGGUUUCGAUCGUCUGCGUGUGUUUGAGAACCUAGGACGCACCCGUCCCAACAAAGACGCUGUCAACUCUCACCAAAACGUCGCCCACUCUGCAAAGGACAAUGUCAGUACUCCGCUGCGGGAUCUUGACUGGUAUCAUGGUAUCGACUGGCAUAGCUUCUUCCCCGGCAUCAGUGCUAGAACCUCUAGCCUUGCAGCCACCCUAUUAGAAGAAAAGCAAGGCGACCUGUGGGGGGCAACGUCAUGGCUCAGCGACUCAGCCCUGCAAUUUCAAGACCUCUUUAACGAGCCGAACGUUGCCUUGGAUCCGUCACUGGAGAAUCUAUCCUCGCUCUGGUGGCCAGCUAUCUUAUCUGAUGGUUCUGUGGGUUUCAAUUGAGAGCCCAUUUCACCCCAGCAGGCGACCAACAACCAGUCCAUACAUCACCUCGGAUCGAAUUUUCCGGGCGAAGCUUGAUACGAAAUAGACCAACUGCCUGACCCACGAGAUCUCUUUGUUUAUCUACGUAUGGGAUCUCUAUACACAAUCUACUGAUCUCUGCUCCUCUGAUAAGCCAGAAUUCUCUCCACCUCGUCAUCUGCCGUCUGCAGAAUGUGGGUUGGACCGAAUUGCGGUUUCCACCCCAGCUUCUCACCACUUCUUGCCGUGAGCCUACAUCUGUAAGGUCAAAUUGAAGUGUCAGUCUUGGUAAUCCAUUUCCAGAGAUCUGUCAUGCCGCAAUGGAUAUCUCUCGGGUCAACUCGUUCAGAGUAAAGGAAGACUUACGCUCCUCCGAGCUGCAAUGCAACCAGUUCCCUCGGAGUCUUAAGCCCCUUUGCCAUUCGGUCCAUGGCAUCCUCAUCAGCUUGCUCCACGACGUUGUCAGAAAUAACACCUCGUUUGGUCAGCGCCUCCCCGAUAGCCCGGUAGAGAUCUACCCAAGCAAUGGUGCCACUGGCAGCUAGGUAGUAUCGGCAUUUCUUCUGGUCCGAGUUCUUCCCUGUUAGGAUCGAAUUGACUAUCGCCAGAUAGAGAGCGGUAUUGUCUAAAACAUGGCAGACAGGCCAUGUCUGUGGGAGAACCACAUACCAAUAUGUCAGUGCCAUGUCCACCUAGUCAAUACCAGGGGUUUCUGAUGAAGGGUAUGACAAACCGGUUUGCCGGAAUCCACGCUAUACACCCGUCCCGCUUCCUGCGCCGCGCUCACAAUCGCUACUGUCUGAAUAGAAAUCGGAUUUCCAAACCCCUCACCCUCGCCAUCUACGUUCAAACUCAAGAGUGUGGGUCAGUGGAACCAUGUUUAAGAGUGCAGCAAUAGUCUCAGAUUUCAAGAGGAGCCUGUAAAGUCCCCGUGGGCAAGAAAGAUGACGGUGCAAGACUUACAAACGAUACACGGUACAAAGAUGUAGCCUUUGACAUCCAAUGACUCGC